Dichomitus squalens LYAD-421 SS1 is the source of this 936-nucleotide messenger RNA. Its product is annotated as legume-like lectin. Gene Ontology annotation, cellular component: endoplasmic reticulum membrane; Golgi membrane; COPII-coated ER to Golgi transport vesicle. The record is from RefSeq and is a predicted model, not a curated record. Gene Ontology annotation, biological process: Golgi organization; endoplasmic reticulum organization; endoplasmic reticulum to Golgi vesicle-mediated transport. NCBI's taxonomy places the organism in Eukaryota, Fungi, Basidiomycota, Agaricomycetes, Polyporales, Polyporaceae. Gene Ontology annotation, molecular function: D-mannose binding. The transcript has 10 exons. The annotation marks the transcript as partial.
CAGACCGUCUCCCUCCGUACCCACUCAAUAUACCCGCCCUAUAUUGACCAAGACCUUCAAAACCGAUGGUGGGAUUUUGGUGGUGAUGCAUACGUUAACACAAAUAAGCACAUCCGUCUCACCCGUGCGAAGCCCUCACAAAUGGGAUGGCUGUGGUCGCGGGUCCCGCUUACUGCAUCGAAUUUCGUCCUGGAACUCGAGUUCAAGGUUGCGGGUGAUAACAAUCACCUGUUCGGCGAUGGUAUGGCCAUCUGGUUAGCCAAAGACCGCGCGCAGCCAGGGCCUGUUUUCGGCAGCAAAGAUAACUUCGAGGGCCUCGGCAUAUUUCUUGACACGUAUGCAAAUUCGCGGCACCCUUACUCGUUCCCCCGUAUCACCGCUAUGCUCGGCGACGGCAAGACAGCGUACGAUUCAGAACAUGAUGGCGAGAAGAACAGCCUCGGUGCCUGCUCUGCGAACUUCCGCCGGACGAACGUCGCAACGAAACUGAAGAUCACGUACAUCCGUGAACAAUAUUUGAACGUGAAGAUCCAGUACAAGGCCUGGGACGAAUGGACGGAGUGCUUCACCUCGUACGGCACCGUGCUCCCACUCGCGCCCUAUGUCGGCUUCUCUGCUCUCACGGGCGACGUCUCCGACAACCACGAUAUCAUCAGCGUCACGACCUACUCCGCGAUCUUGUCCAGCCCUGACGCGCAGCGCGACAAGCUCACGGGCUCAAAGAAGCCCGGGCUCGCAGGCGUCGCCGCGUCCUCGUGGUCAUGGACGUUCAUCAAGCUCUUCUUGUUCGUCGGCGUUGUCGCGGGGGCGCUGUACGGGUACAAAACAUACGCGCUUCGGCAGGCGCGAGGUGGAGUUGCGGGCGUUGGAGUUGGGGCAUUCGGCUCGGUGGGGAGGAGCAUGCAGGGAUUCGGGUAUGAUAGCAAGCGGUUCUAG